GUUAAUUUUACUAUGGACAUAAGAACACAAGAACAUUGAUGAGGCUUACUUCUGCAGUGGAAUGGAGAAGGAAAUACUCCAGGAAACUGAGCAUGGUGCAGAAAGAGAUUCCACUCAGGCUGUCUGUGUUCAGAGCUCAAUCUGUGCUGAGUCCAGGGGGACUGUGAUCGCUCCCACACUGUGCAACAGCCACUUCUCAGCUCCAGUCAUCUUCAACUUCAACACGAGUGAUGCAGGCCGUGGAAAAGAACAUUCAAGGAUAUGUGAUGUGGUCAGGACCCCCAUGGACCCUCACAGAGCAGACACAAGAAAAAAGGAAGUUCGUGAUGAACUGAAGUCAUACACAACACAACGAUGCUCAAUGAUCUACGAAGGGACAUCUGAUGGAGGGGACAGCGUAGCUUUGACCGACAUCUACACAGAGCUCUAUAUUGUGGAAGGUCACACUGGGGGAGUCAGUCAUCAGCAUGAGGUGUGGCAGAUUGAAGCAAUGUCAAGGGCAAUUGCUGUGGGCACUCCAGUUGAGUUCUGCGACAUUUUCAAAGGUCCUUCAGACUCAGAAAAACUGAGGACGGUGCUGACUCUGGGUAUUGCAGGGGUGGGAAAGACGGUGUCCGUGCAGAAGUUCGCUGUUGAAUGGGCUGAAGGAAAAACCAAUGAGGAUAUAGAGUUUGUGUUCUUGAUACCAUUCAGAGAUUUGAACCCCAUCAUGGAGGAACAGUACAGCCUCUACAAGUUACUGUGUUACUUUUACCACCAGCUUGACCUGAGGAUCGAGGAUGUAGAGGCCCUCACUGGCAGUAAUGUCAUAUUCGUUUUUGAUGGUUUGGACGAGAGUUGUCUCACACUGAACUUUGGAUGCAAUAAAAUGGUGUGUGAUGUGACAGAGAUGUCAUCUGUUGACCUGCUGAUUGUCAAUCUUAUCAUUGGAAACAUGCUUCCAUCUGCUCGUAUUUGGAUAACCUCCCGGCCAGCUGCGGCGCAUCAAGUACCCAGUAAACACAUUGACCUUGUGACGGAAGUGCGAGGGUUUAGUGAUGACCAGAAAGAGGAAUACUUCAGGAAGAGGGUCAGCAAUCAGGAACAAGCCAGCAAAAUCAUCUCGCACAUUAAGAAAUCCAAGAGCCUUCACAUCAUGUGCCACAUCCCAGUCUUCUGUUGGGUAUCUGCAACCGUGCUUCAGCUCAUGUUAGACGAUGACGAUGAAGGAGAAGAAGCAGAUGGGCAAGAUGUGCCCACAACUCUGACAGGAAUGUACACAAACUUCAUGCUUUACCAAAUGGACCUGAAACUUCAGAAGUAUCCAGGGAGAACCUCUUGA
This is a messenger RNA of Pygocentrus nattereri (red-bellied piranha), 1321 nucleotides long. RefSeq names its product NLR family CARD domain-containing protein 3-like. The record is from RefSeq and is a predicted model, not a curated record. Bases 62 to 1321 code for a protein of 419 amino acids. The transcript has 6 exons. Lineage: Eukaryota; Metazoa; Chordata; Actinopteri; Characiformes; Serrasalmidae.